Molecule: messenger RNA, 1452 nt
Organism: Paramacrobiotus metropolitanus
Lineage: Eukaryota; Metazoa; Tardigrada; Eutardigrada; Parachela; Macrobiotidae
Exons: 2
Coding region: 1-1452 (483 amino acids)
Biological process (GO): DNA replication
Molecular function (GO): DNA binding; nucleotide binding; DNA-directed DNA polymerase activity
Source: RefSeq, a predicted model, not a curated record
AUGCGCGAAGUUUACGAAGAGUUCCAGGAACGCGAACGCUUCCUUGAAAGUCAGGGCUACACUGUAGAGGUGAAAUGGAGUUGUGAGUGGCUCAAAGAACGACAAGAUCCCGAUAUUGCCGCAUUUCUGCUGAAUAUGAACAUUCGUGAGCCAAUGAAUCCUCGUGACGCCUUCAAAGGAGGCAGGACGAAUGCUAGUCGUUUGUACUACCAAGUGAAGGAUGACGAAGAAAUUAGGCACUAUGACGUUGUUAGCUUGUACCCAUUCGUGAACAAGACUAAGGCAUACCCGGUCGGCCAUCCUGAAGUAAUCGUAUCCAAUUUCAAGGAUGCCAAAGAUUAUUUUGGACUGGUCUACUGCAAAGUAGCGGCUCCGAAUCAAUGCCUGUAUCCAGUCUUACCGGCCACAAUAAACGGCAAGCUUAUGGUUUGGGCGACACCCGAGCUACAUCAUGCCAUCGAUGUGGGGUAUCGUGUUGUGGAAAUGUAUGAAGUGUGGCACUGGACGCAGUCUGACACCAAACUCUUUGCGGCAUACAUGGACAAGUUUUUAAAAGUGAAAAUGGAAGCCAGUGGUUGGCCUGCGUGGUGCGAUUCCGAUGAAAAGAAAACCAAGUUUAUUCAGACGGUUAGAGAACGCGAAGGCAUUUCCUUGGAUCCUGAUGCUAUGGUUUUCGAUGCUGGAAAGAAAAGCACUACCAAGAUUGUGGUGAACAGUCUUUGGGGUAAAACCGGUCAAAGUUGCGAUAUGAACUCAACGGAGUUUGUCUACGACCCCAAACGGUAUUCUGAUCUGUGUCGUUCAAAAGCUAUUGAAAUACAUGAUGUGUAUGGCGUAAGCCCAACGUGUCUAAUGGUAACACACUCGAAAGUGGAUGACUACAAUGAAGGUAGCAACGGUACGAAUGUUGUCAUUGCCGCCUUCACCACCAGCCAUGCGCGACUUAUACUGUUAUCCCUCAUGGAAAAGUUGGGCGAGCGCCUCCUGUACUACGACACGGAUUCCGUCAUAUUCAUUCACCGACCUGGCGACUGGCUUCCUGAUACCGGCAGUAUUCUUGGGGACUGGGAUAACCAGCUAGAAGCUGGCGAGAAUCAUAUCGUCAAAUUUGUUUCGUGUGGUCCAAAAGUGUACAGCUACGAAACCAAUACGGGGCGCAUUGAGUUGAAAGUGAAAGGGAUGAUGCAGAACGGAUUUACGGAAGAUAUUCUGGAUUGGGACUCGGUCACGAAGGAGCUGACGCGGACUGGAAAAGCCUUGGAUUUUAACCAGCUGAAGCGGUUACUGGAUGGUGUGGAUGGGCAUGUGCAGGUUGUAUAUCCAGAAUACAUCAAACGAAAUGGAAAAACCCAAGAAAUUAAUACUGUUCAGUUGGCUAAAAAAUUGAAGCUUGUUUACGACAAGCGCAUCAUGUUAGAUGAUUUUACAACGCUGCCUUUUGGCACGCGAUAA